AUGGAUCACAAGAACAACGUAGCUGUGGACAAGGUAUCUGAACUACUAGACUAUCUUCAACAACAUAUUCUGUCUUACCUUUCCAUCAAUGAAGUUUUUCAACCCUCAAUACUGUAUAAGAGAUGGAAACAUGUGUGGACUGUAGUCCCAGUUCUGAAAGUUCAUACAACCUUGUUUGGUUCUUCCGAGAUGAAGAAAAAUCUGGAUAUCCAGAGAAAGUUAUGGGACUUUUGUAUUUUUGUGGAAAAAACUUUAGGAAGGCAUUGUAAACAGAGGCUAACUAUAAAGGAAUUUUCACUUAUUCACUGCUUGGAUAAUCGCAAAUCGUUUUCUCUUGUUGAUCGUUGGAUUAACUAUGUGGUUAAGAGUGAUGUCAAAAAGUUGUCCCUAAUCUUUGUUCUAGGAUACUGUAUCUUUGAUGAAGAUUACUAUUAUGAAAGUGUAAUACCAUUCUCAUCAAAUACUUUGGCUCUGUCGGCAGUUAGUUACCAAAUGCAGGACAUUGCUCCUUGGAAUGUUGAAGAGAUUGAAUUUCUCGCAAAGCUGAGUAAUUCCAAACUAUUGACUUUGACAAUGAACUUAGCUAAGGAUAUGGUUAUAAGGUCAAGCAAUCGAAGAUAUUCUACUAAUAGCAUAUUCGGUUUACAAGGACCUGGGAAGGACACCAUAUCUUUCAAGUUCUCCUAUGAAAGGCCUAUUCUUGCCUUGUUGCAAACUCCUUCCAGUUCUGUGUUGAAGGCAUUGCCAAAAGUAUGUGAUAAUUGA
Molecule: messenger RNA, 765 nt
Organism: Quercus lobata
Lineage: Eukaryota; Viridiplantae; Streptophyta; Magnoliopsida; Fagales; Fagaceae
Product: F-box protein At3g59000-like
Exons: 5
Coding region: 1-765 (254 amino acids)
Molecular function (GO): protein binding
Source: RefSeq, a predicted model, not a curated record